This is a messenger RNA of Fulvia fulva, 3588 nucleotides long. Its product is annotated as Cohesin subunit psc3. The coding region runs from base 1 to 3588 and encodes 1195 amino acids. Gene Ontology annotation, biological process: sister chromatid cohesion. The record is from RefSeq and is a predicted model, not a curated record. Gene Ontology annotation, molecular function: chromatin binding. Gene Ontology annotation, cellular component: nucleus; chromatin; cohesin complex. Lineage: Eukaryota; Fungi; Ascomycota; Dothideomycetes; Mycosphaerellales; Mycosphaerellaceae. The transcript has a single exon.
AUGUCGACAUCAACGUCACCGGCACCGGACGCGACGAGCACGGCAAAUCGCGCGUCCUCACGCGUUCGAAAACAGCCCGACCACUUCACAUGCAGCCCGUUUUCUAGCAGCAAGCGCAAACGAGGUGAUGCCGAGGAUGCAGACGCUGAUGGUGAUGUCGAUAUGGACGACGAGGAAGACGACGAGGCAGACCAGGAUCCAGAAGACGACGAGCCCGCAGAGGAAGAGAUCCGCGAGAAGGCGAAGCGGGUGCGCAAGCCGAAGAGCAGCGCGCCCAAGAAGCCAGCGUUGAAGAAGCCAAAGGUCAACGGAACGACCACUCUGCCGCUUCGCACCGCAGCGAAGGCUCCAGCUAGGAAACGCGCGUCCAAGAAGGCCAAGAUCGCAGACAGCGCAGACGCAGAGGCCGCGGGUGGGCUAUAUGCAGAGCUCUUUGGACACGGCAAGACCAUCGAGGAGGUUGUGGCGGGGUGGCUCCAGGCCUUCCAAGAGCACGAGGCUCGCGCAUUGGCAGACGUGAUCAACUUCGUUCUGAAGUCGGCCGGCUGCAACAGCAAGCUCAGCGACCACGACAUCGAGAACCCGGAUAGUGCUGCUGCUAAACUCACAGACCUGCAAGACGAGUACCAAGCGACCGAGCCCUCCGACUACCCGAUCAUCGCCAAAGGCAAGAACGCCGCAUCCUUCAAGGCCAGCAUGUGCGGGCUCAUGCAUGCUUUGAUCAAGUCGGUUGGAGCAAGAGGCGAGUUGAUGACGGAGCCAGAGCUCAUAGAGAACAUUCACGUGUGGCUGUCGACGAUGAGCUCAGCAAGCAAUCGUUCGUUCAGACAUACCGGUGCAGUCUGCUGUUUGAGUGUGUUGAGCGCACUCUGCGAAAUCACCAAGGACAUUGCGCAGAAGUCAGCCGAGAACUCGCGACACGCUGAAAACGAGCGUAAGAAGGGCAAAGGCGUGAACAAGGAGCGAGUGAAGAACAUUGAGCAAAAGGCGAGGGAUGCACAUAAGGAGCUACAAUUCGCGGAAGUUUUGCUCAAGGAUUGGUUCGACACGGUCUUCAUCCACCGCUACCGUGAUGUGGACCCAGUCGUUCGACGAGACUGCAUCGAAGCUCUUGGGGACUGGAUCAUUACAUAUCCAGACCACUUCUUCGAUGGCCAACAUCUGCGAUACAUGGGCUGGCUGUUGAGUGACGAGAAUUCGGCAGCUCGUAGUGAGGUGGUAAAGACGCUCAUCCACUUGUAUGGCGAACAGAGCAGGAUCGGUGGACUCAAGACCUUUACUGAGCGCUUCCGUGCUCGGCUGGUCGAGAUUGCCACUGCAGAUACUGACCUGCACAUUCAAGUCCUCGGCAUAGAACUGAUUGAAGUGCUACGCAGGAACGAUCUACUGGAGCCUGACGACAUUGACGCUGUUGGACGGCUGGUCUUCCACGACAAUCCGAAAGUACGGAAAGCCGUGGCCGGGUUCUUUUCUGCCAACGUGGAUGACCUCUACACAUCAAAACUGGAAGAGCUCGGCGGAUCUGAAGCUCUAGAGGAAGUCAUGCCCGAAGCCAACGAAGACAACUUCGAGACACCGAGAGUCGAAUGGCUGAGGUACAAGUCCUUGGCAGAGAUGCUUCAUGAGUACGACCAGGAUGUCAAUUUGCCGAGCAAUGUGGAGCGCAGCACUGCAGAUGGCACUCUCAUACUGCAUGCAGCUGGUGUGGACUCGCGCUUUACGCUGGCUGCGGACGUUCUGUACGACAGCAUUGAUGAUCUCAAGGACUGGCAGGCUCUGUCUGGGUACCUCUUGUUCGACCACUCUGCAAAUCGUGCCAACGGGGUGGCUAAUGACCCUUUGUCGCAGCUCAAGCACGAGUGCACUCUGACCGAGAACGAAGAAAUUGUGCUCCUCGAAGUGCUUAUUGCGGUAGUAAGGCGUUCCUUGACCGAUCUGGCCGAAAAGAUCUCCGGACCAAAAACCAAGCUGUCGAAGAAGCAAAAGGAAGAUUUACAGGACGAUCAAGACGAGGCCGUACGAAACCUGAGCGAGGUCACACCAAAGCUGCUGAAGAAGUUUGGAGACGUGCCCAAUACGGCGGGCGCUGUCCUGCGUUUGGGCGGCGUGCUUGCACUGCCUUCACUACAGGGACUACGUCAAGACUCAGCUGACAGCGCGACAUUACUGGACGCUCUGCGCAAGCAAUUCAUGGCACAUGGCACCGACGAGGUACUUGGUCCAGCUACUGCCUCAAUUCUGCACGCCCUUUCUUACGAUGAGCUUGACGAGUCAGCUCUCGAGAAAGUCAACAGUCUGUGGGAGGAUGUCGUUGGCAAUCUGGCGGAACUGCUCACCGUGGAAAGUGUCAUGGUCCGUGGCGCUACAUCACACGAAGAAUUGCAAGCGCUCAGCAACAAUUUGCUGCGCAUCGUCAGACUGGCAACAGUGUCGAAUUGCACUCAAGCACUGGAAGAUGACAGCGUGUCAGGGACUUAUGAAGCCAUCGACAAGACGUACAGUGGCGCGAUCGACUUCAUCAUUGAUCUAAUACUGCGCGCGACUCCACCAAGCAACUCGGCCGAUGUCGAUGCUGAAGAUGCUGCAUUGGAAGACUUGGUCGCUUCCCGUGCGGCCGAAGCUGCGCUGUGGUACUUCAGAUGGAAUAUUGCAAGCGUGAUGACUGCCGUGGAGGGUGGUAACGCCGAGGAUACUGACAUCGCUGCUCUCGAACCGCUGGCAACACGACACACCGCGUACUCUGAGAAUCUCGUCACUGUGAUGCAGUCGCGGCGUGCCACAGAACCUGUUUGCCAUGCAAUGACAGUCUGUCUGCUCGAGCUGUACACAAACUCUGCUGUCUUACGGACUGUCAAUGCGGCGCCGAACGUCAGUGAUACCUAUACCGUACUCAUUCUCGACAUGACCGCAGAGCAUGAGAAGGCGAUCAUGAAGGUCUUUGUCACAGCGGAGAAGGAAUUCGCUAAGCUCAGCGGCAAGAAGCUAGAAGUGCCAGUCGCGGAAGCUGUAAAUGAUGUUGAAGAUGAUGAUGUCGAUGUUGACGCCGAUCCUGUCGAUGACGACCCUCUAUCUGACGACGAUGACGAGGAUGAGACGCAGCCACAGACUCAAGCAUCGCAGCAGAAGCGAGACGAGAAGCUCAUCAAGCCCAUCCUCGCGGAGCAACGUCUAUGUGUGUUGACAUCUCGACUGGUCCAUGCCAUCGCAGGCGGUGUCAUCAACGACACAGUAACACGAAAGAGAGUAGAGCGCAACAAGACCAAGCUUGGGCCCAACUUCAAGGAAGUGCUCGCCUACCUCGAGAACGAUAGUCUCAUCAAGAAGGCGACCAAGGCAAAGCCGAAGCCCAGGGCAAAGCCACAAGCCCCGGCUGUCACGAAUGGCACAUCAAAGAAGACCAAAGCGAACCCAAAGAGCAACGCCAUCGUCGCUGAUGAUGAGAUGAGCGACGACAUCGAAGACGAAGAACAAGAGGAGGCAGCACGGCAAGAGCGUGAGCUGGAGGACGACAACGAGCGUGAACCAGAGGAGGAUGAAGAGGUGGUCAACGGCGCGCCGACGGAAGAGGAGAGUGUCCUAGGCGACUAG